AUGAAUUUUUUACAUUUUGCAAAUAAAACUUUGUUGAAUAAUAAUUUUAAGAUUUACUUCAUGCCGAUGAAUUUUACGGAUCACUGCAACGAUAUGCCACCAGAAAUCCAUAUAGGUGUUACUUCGUGCAGUCAUUCUCUAUGUGUGACAGUUGUUGAGCCUCGCAUUUUAGCAGGACAUCAUAUAGGAAACAAUGUCAUCCGUGGAUGCUUUUCUUCUGUGUUUAAAUAUGCUCACGCACCUUCUACCAAAGAUUCUCCUAUUUCAGAUACGUUAUGUAGCAGAAUGCCAGCGUACAAGUUAUUACCACCACAUUUAGCUAAACGUGCUUCGAAUCGAACUGUUGAGUUAUGCUGGUGUAUCGGACAAUUAUGCAAUGAUUACCCCUCAGCUGAAUCAAGAACCAACAUGUUGCUACCGAUUUCUCUGCCAUACUAUUUUUUGUUGUCAUAUGUAAUGCUGUUUUUGAAUUAUAAAUUUUCAGCUAAUUAA
This is a messenger RNA of Thelazia callipaeda (thelaziosis nematode), 492 nucleotides long. The record is from the annotation of a GenBank genome assembly. NCBI's taxonomy places the organism in Eukaryota, Metazoa, Nematoda, Chromadorea, Rhabditida, Thelaziidae.